This is a messenger RNA of Prunus armeniaca (apricot), 1023 nucleotides long. NCBI's taxonomy places the organism in Eukaryota, Viridiplantae, Streptophyta, Magnoliopsida, Rosales, Rosaceae. The record is from the annotation of a GenBank genome assembly.
AUGGCUUCGUUCGACGCGUUCAGCAUUGACGGCGACGAUCUCAACGCUUCCAACAGUCAUUUUGACCAAGACGACGUCGUCGUCGAAAACUACACCGACUACGCCGAGUACUCCAGCUUCUCCGGCGGAGCUCCGACUGACGCCGAAGUAACCGCUGACCACGCCGCCGGUGCCUCAACGGAUGUUUUCGGAUUCGACGAUCCGAGCUCCAACUACUCCCACUCGACCCCGUUCGAUUCGGUUCCCGUUGAGAACGGUAAUGGAAAUGGAUAUGGUGUGGGCGAGCACGCAAUCGACGAUGACGUUUUCACAUCGGACGGUCCCGUGCUACCUCCACCUAGCGAGAUGGUGCCUGAGGAAGGUUUUGCUCUUCGUGAAUGGCGGCGUCUAAAUGCCCUCCAGCUUGAGGAGAAGGAGAAGAGGGAGAAAGAACUGAGGAACCAGAUUAUUGAAGAAGCUGAGGAGUACAAACGUGCAUUCUAUGAGAAAAGGAAGCUUAAUGUUGAGACCAACAAGGUUGAGAACAGAGAAAAGGAGAAGUUAUUCUUGGCUAAUCAAGAGAAUUUCCAUAAAAACGCUGACAAGCAAAGUUGGAAAGCAAUAGCAGAGCUCAUUCCUCAUGAGGUUCCCAACAUUGAGAAGAAGAGAGGCAAGAAGGAUCAGGACAAGAAACCAUCGAUCACAGUCGUUCAGGGCCCGAAGCCUGGAAAACCCACUGAUCUUUCAAGGCUGCGGCAAAUACUUUUGAAGCUGAAGCAUAAAACUCCACCUCAUAUGAUUCCACCCCCACCUGCUCCUGCUAAAGAUGCCAAAGGUGCCAAAGAUGGAAAGGCUCCAGCCAAAGAUCCCAAAGAUGGGAAGGAUGCCAAAAAUGCCCAGAAUGUAAAGGAUGCAGCAUCUAAAUCUAAUGGGUCCUCAGAAGCCGAGGUGCCUGCUUCACAAGCCAAGGAUGCCACCUCUAACGGUUCUUCAGAUGCCCCUGAACAAAGCACUCCUCCUUCUGUCGAGGACCUCUCUGCUUAA